GGUGCUGUUGGCUCUCUGUGUGGCUGCUCGAGCCCAGGCUGCGCGGAGCUCCCUGCGGGAUCAGAGCGCUCCCCCGCCGGGACCCUACUCUCACAUCCUCCUGCUGGGACACGGCUACAUUUCCAGCCAAGCCUGGCUUUAUUAUGUGUGUCUGCGCUGCAGCCCCGCCAGCAGUCGGCUCGGGAGGCGGAGGGAAGACCAGAGUCAGGACAAAGAAGAAAAGGGGAGAGAGAGGCUAGCGAACCACAACCAUUUUCCCCUCUUUUACAGCUUCUUCUUCUUUCUUGCUUUUUUUUCGGAGAGGGGGGCGAAUUUUAAGAAAGAGGAUAAACAAAAGCGACAGAUCCCCACAGGUGAGAGAACGCCGCGUGAAAUGGCAGUGAGGGUGGCACCUUUGGAAAAAUAAGAGCGAGGAGGGCGGUUUGGUGGGGUUAAGACAGAUAUAUCUUUUUGCAGGAUCCGGGGAGCGAAAAUAAAGACAGUUCGAAACAGAACCUGAAGCGGACCACGCGGGAGGGGGGGAGAAGAAGAGGAAGAGGAGGAAGAAGAAGAAGGAAAAGAAGACAAAUCCGCGAAUGGACCCAAGCCGAGUGGUCCGCUCGGUGAAGUGAAGAGCUUGUCGCGUUAUCUGGAAGUGCCGGAGCCCCCGUUCCUCGCGAACUCGGCGGACCCGCUGUGCUGGGUAAUGCUGUGAUUUUUUGUUUUUUAUUAUUAUUCUUUUUUUUUUUUGAACACUACAAACUCUGACAGCGGAGCCGCGAGGAACAAAAGAGCGACAGUGACUCCUGCGAAAAAAUCUACAGGUUGAAUUUAGCUCAAGUUGCCGGAUCGUUGGAGUAUCCGCGCGUCUCUCUCUCCGAGCGGCUACCGGACUACCGCCACCGGCGCCGAAGUUGCCGCAUUGCAACAGGCAAAGUAAAAAGGAGGAGGGGAGAGAGGAGAGAGAAAGAAGUAGCGGCGUGCAGCCUAUGAGUGACUGUACGAGAGGACGAGCGAUCAAUAAAAGCAGAAAAGCACCGAGACAGAGAUGUCAAGACGCAAGCAGGCCAAGCCGCGCUCCGUUAAAGCGGUGGACGAGGCAGAGUCGGCAGAAUUUACAAGUAGUUGGGACUCCUCUGCUCCAGCAGAUGUAGCCGUGCCAGAGCGUGACUCUGAGGGGAAGGACAGGGCUGGCGGUGAAGAUGGCGAACACAGUGUGACCAGUCAUGAUGAGCGAGCAGGUGAGGAGGAUUUGGACGAUGAGUCCAUCUUCACCUGCGACAACUGCCAACAGGACUUUGAAUGCCUGGCUGACCUGACGGAACACCGCACCAACCACUGCCCUGCAGAUGGCGAUGAUGACCCGGGGCUCUCCUGGGUGGCGUCCUCUCCCUCCAGCAAAGACGUGGCAUCACCAUCGCAGAUGCUGGGGGACGGCUGCUGCGAUCUGGGCAUGGGCACAGGGGAGGAGGAAGGAGGCUCUGGCCUGCCCUAUCCCUGCCAGUUCUGCGACAAGUCCUUCAGUCGCCUCAGCUACCUGAAGCGCCAUGAGCAGAUCCACAGUGACAAACUGCCCUUCAAGUGCACCUUCUGCAGUCGACUCUUCAAGCACAAGCGCAGCCGUGACCGUCACGUCAAGCUACACACCGGCGACAAGAAGUAUAGCUGCCAGGAGUGUGAGGCUGCAUUCUCACGUAGCGACCACCUCAAGAUCCAUCUGAAGACGCACAGUUCCAGUAAGCCCUUUAAGUGCAGCGUUUGCAAGCGUGGCUUCUCCUCCACCUCUUCGCUGCAAAGCCACAUGCAGGCCCAUAGGAAGAACAAGGAGCACAUGGCGAAAAAAGACCAGGGCAAACGUGAUGGGUCCACGGGUGAUGCUGCUGACCAAGACCAGGACUUAUACAUGUGCGAUUACUGUGAGGAAACUUUCAGCCAGACUGAUGAGUUAGAGAAGCAUGUGCUUACACGCCAUCCCCAGCUUUCAGACCGUGCAGAACUUCAGUGCAUCCACUGCCCAGAGAUCUUCAGUGAUGAAGGCACCCUGCUCACCCAUAUCGACCGAACACAUGCCAACAAAAAACACAAGUGCCCCAUGUGUGCAGAGCAGUUCUCAUCAGUAGAAGAUGUCUACUGUCACCUGGACAGCCACCGCCAGCCUGACUCUAGCAACCACAGUGCCAGUCCUGAUCCAGUGCUGGGCAGUGUGGCAUCUAUGAGCAGCGCCACUCCUGAUUCCAGCGCUUCAUUGGAAAGAGGGUCAACCCCAGACUCAACCCUCAAACCGGCACAGGGAAGGCGUAAACUAGCCCCAUCCUCUGAUCAUGAUGAAGGAGGCUGGUCAGGUAAGGUGACGUAUAGUUGCCCUUAUUGCUCCAAGAGAGAUUUCAACAGCCUGGCUGUUCUAGAGAUUCACCUGAAGACUAUCCAUGCAGACAAACCUCAGCAGAGCCACACCUGUCAACUGUGUUUAGACACCCUGCCUACUCUUUACAAUCUGAAUGAGCAUGUGCGCAAAGCACAUCGAUCCAGCGGGGGCUCUUCGUCCAACUUUCCAAUUCUGCAGUUCAGCAAUGUGUCUGCUUUUCACUGCAACUACUGCCCAGACAUGUUUGCAGACAUCAACAGCCUCCAAGAGCACAUCCGUGUCUCCCACUGCUUGCCUGGUGGUGUGGUUGCUGGCUCCACCACUUUGGAGGGCAACCAUGCCUUCUUCUGCAAUCAGUGUUCAAUGGGUUUCCUGACAGAGUCCUCCCUCACUGAACACAUCCAGCAGACCCACUGCAACACUGGUGGUGGUGUGACCAAGAUGGAGUCUCCUGUAUUGCAGCCUUCACAGUCCUUUAUGGAGGUGUACUCUUGCCCCUACUGCACCAAUUCUCCAAUCUUUGGCUCACUUCUCAAGCUCACUAAACACAUUAAGGAGAAUCACAAGAACAUCCCACUAGCCAACAACAAACGCAAAGUUAAAGUAGCAGACCUGAGCCCUGCCUCCUCUGAUGUGGAGAUCUCCUCCCCUAAACGUCACAGAGUGGCCAGUGAUGCCACUCAGGCAGGUGCUAAUGGGGACUACCCCUGCAAUCAGUGUGACCUUCGUUUCACCAGCUUUGAGGGUUUCCAAACCCACCUCAAGUCCCACCUGGAGCUCCUACUGAGGAGACAGUCUUGUCCUCAGUGCAACAAAGAGGACUUUGACUCUCAAGAGUCCCUGCUGCAGCACUUGACCAUCCACUACACUACCACCUCCACACAGUAUGUUUGUGAGAGCUGUGACAAACAGUUUUCAUCUGUGGAUGACCUGCAAAAACACUUGCUGGACAUGCACACUUUUGUGCUCUACCACUGCACUUUGUGUCAGGAGGUAUUUGACUCCAAGGUCUCCAUCCAAGUCCACCUGGCUGUCAAACACAGCAAUGAAAAGAAAAUGUACCGCUGCACAGCAUGUGCCUGGGACUUCCGCAAGGAGAGUGACCUGCAGACGCAUGUAAAGCACACUCACCUGAAUCAACCCACUGGGCCUGGCGUUGCCGGAAAAGCUCGCAAGUGUAUAUUCUGUGGGGAGAGUUUUGGCACAGAGGUGGAGCUUCAGUGCCACAUCACCACCCACAGUAAAAAAUUCAAUUGCCGCUUCUGCGGGAAGGCCUUCCAUGCCAUUGUCCUGCUGGAGAGACAUCUCAGAGAGAAGCAUUGCAUGUUUGAUGGAGGAAAUGGCAAUGGAAAUGGAGGAAGUCAGAAUGGAACUCCCAAUGGGGUGACACAAAGCUCUAAACGUGGAGGAGGAGGUUCAACUGCAGCUGCUGAGCAGGCUGACCUGCAGAACAUGCUUUUGAAGGGAGGGACCCAGGAAACAGCCAACAGCCAUGAAGCCAGUGGAGGAGAGGAGGAGAUGGACGCCUCUGAACCGAUGUAUGCUUGUGACAUCUGUGGUGCUGCUUAUACCAUGGAGUCCCUGCUCCAAAACCACCGGUUGCGUGAUCAUAAUAUAAGGCCUGGUGAGGAUGAUGCAGGGUCCCGUAAAAAGAAGGCGGAUUUCAUCAAGGGCAAUCACAAGUGCAAUGUCUGCUCAAGAACCUUCUUCUCAGAGAACGGCCUGAGGGAACAUGCCCAAACCCACCGUGGUCCAGCGAAACAUUACAUGUGCCCCAUCUGUGGAGAACGUUUCCCCUCUCUGUUGACCCUCACAGAGCACAAAGUCACCCACAGCAAGAGCCUGGACACGGGCACCUGCCGUAUCUGCAAGAUGCCCCUGCAAAGCGAGGAGGAAUUCAUUGAGCACUGCCAGAUGCACCCAGACCUGAGAAACUCACUGACAGGCUUUCGCUGUGUGGUCUGCAUGCAGACCGUCACCUCCACCCUAGAGCUGAAGAUCCAUGGCACUUUCCACAUGCAAAAGCUUUCUUCGUCAGGCGGCAGUGGCGGAGGAGGAGGGUCAGCCUCAUCAUCUCCCAAUGGCCAGUUGCAGGCCCACAAGCUCUAUAAGUGUGCCCUCUGCUUGAAAGAGUUUAAGAACAAGCAGGAGCUUGUCAAGUUGGAUGUCAAUGGCCUGCCCUUCGGGCUGUGCGCCAGUUGCAUGAGCCGAGGCACCAACGGUCAAUCGUCCAGCGGGGUCGUGACCCCUCAGGAGCCAGGGGAAAAGGGCACCUCCGGGCUGCGAUGCCCUGAGUGUGCUGUGAAGUUUGAGACCUUGGAAGAUCUGGAAAGCCAUGUUCAGGUGGACCAUCCUGAGAUAAGCCCAGAGACCAGUGCAGCUAAGAAAGUGACGGAUGCCUCACCUGUCCCAAAAAAGAAGACGUAUCAGUGCAUUAAAUGCCAAAUGACCUUUGAGACAGAACGCGAGAUCCAGAUCCACGUUGCCAAUCACAUGAUAGAGAGAGAGCCCGCCCAGCUUCCGCCAGAGGAAGGCAUCAAUCACGAGUGCAAGCUGUGUAACCAGAUGUUUGACUCUCCGGCCAAACUCCUGUGCCACCUGAUCGAGCACAGCUUUGAGGGCAUGGGUGGCACCUUCAAGUGCCCCGUCUGCUUCACAGUGUUUGUCCAGGCCAAUAAGUUGCAGCAGCACAUCUUCGCAGUGCACGGACAGGAGGACAAGAUCUAUGACUGCUCGCAGUGUCCACAGAAGUUCUUUUUCCAGACUGAACUCCAGAACCACACACUGAGCCAGCACGCGCAGUGAGAGCGGCCUCGGCGGGAUGCCCCGUUCAGCCGGAACCCCGACCCACGCCCGGUGGGGGACGACCAUUUCAACAUCACAGCCAAUCAAAGUGUCAUUUGCUACUCACAUGUAAAACUCUAACGAUUCCGCCACCAGGCGCAGCUAUUACGAACGGUGGGGAAUGAAUAUUAAUGGGAUAUGCUAUUAAAAAAGAAAAGGAGAGGGGGGGAAAAAGGAGAGAAAAAGGUAUUCUACGUGCAGUAUUUUUUAUUGUCCCUGCUUCCCGUUUGUGCGUUCCUUUUUUUUUUUUCUUCUUCUUCUUUUUUUUU
Pygocentrus nattereri (red-bellied piranha) is the source of this 5457-nucleotide messenger RNA. RefSeq names its product zinc finger protein 423 (gene znf423). Gene Ontology annotation, cellular component: nucleus. The transcript has 9 exons. Bases 1028 to 5149 code for a protein of 1373 amino acids. Gene Ontology annotation, molecular function: RNA polymerase II transcription regulatory region sequence-specific DNA binding; DNA-binding transcription factor activity, RNA polymerase II-specific. Gene Ontology annotation, biological process: regulation of transcription by RNA polymerase II. NCBI's taxonomy places the organism in Eukaryota, Metazoa, Chordata, Actinopteri, Characiformes, Serrasalmidae. The record is from RefSeq and is a predicted model, not a curated record.